UGGAUGAAGUGAGGUUGCACAUACACAUAAUGAAGCUUCUCUACCCUCUCCCAGACCUCCUUUCCACACCCCACCCCCAAGUGGAACAUUCCAGGCAGACGCCACAGGAAGCGCAAAGGCUUUGUGGCAGGAACCAGCUGGCCCUGGAGAAGGCCCCCAAAGAAAAAACCAGCCAGCCGGCACGCCAGCAGCCCCGCCAGGGACCCACCAAUGAGGCACAGAUGGCAGCAGCAGCAGCCCUGGCCCGACUUGAGCAGAAGCAGCCCAGGGCUCGGGGCCCCACGUCACAGGACCUCAUCCGAAACCAGGUGAGAAAGGAACUUCCAGCUGAAGCAUCUGUGAGUGGGAGUUCGCAAGACUCGGGGACUAACAUGAUAGCUGAGCCCAAAGAGGAAGGCUCAACAAACCUGGCGGCGCCUGGAGUGUACUUCACCUGCCCGCUCACAGGGGCCAUCCUGAGGAAGGACCAGCGGGACACCCGAAUCAAGGAGGCCAUUCUCUCACACUUCUCCACUGACCCAGUAGCUGCCUCCAUCAUGAAGAUCCACACGUUCAACAAAGACCGGGACAGGGUGAAGCUGGGUGUGGACACCAUCGCCAAGUACCUGGACAAUAUCCAUCUGCACCCCGAGGAGGAGAAGUACCGGAAGAUCAAGCUGCAAAACAAGGUGUUCCAGGAGCGCAUUAACUGCCUGGAAGGGGCCCACGAGUUUUUUGAGGCCAUUGGCUUCCAGAAGACAUUGUUACCAGUUCCUGAUCAGGAGGGCCCCGAAGAGUUCUAUGUGCUAAGCGAGGCCGCCUUGGCCAAACCCGAGAGCCUGGAAAGACACAAGGAGCAGCUGCUGUGCGGCGAGCCUGUGCGGGCCACACUGAUCCGCCAACGCCGUGUCUUCCGGCCCUCACCCAUGGCCUCCCAGUUUGACCUGCCCCCCGACUUCUUCAACCUCACGACUGAGGAGGCCAAACGGGAGCAGAAGCUCAGGUCUGAGGCGGUGGAGCGGCUGAGCAUGCUGCGGACCAAGGCCAUGCGGGAGAAGGAGGAGCAGAGGGAGAUGCGCAAGUACACGUACACACUGCUGCGUGUGCGCCUCCCAGACGGCUGCCUCCUCCAGGGGACCUUCUAUGCCCGGGAGCGGGUGGCAGCACUGUACAGCUUUGUCCGGGAGGCCCUGCAGAACGACUGGCUGCCCUUUGAGCUGCUGGCCUCGUGUGGGCAGAAGUUGUCGGAGGAUGAGAACUUGGCCUUCAAUGAGUGUGGGCUGGUGCCCUCAGCCCUCCUGACCUUCUCGUGGGACAUGGCGGUGCUAGAGGACAUUAAGGCCGCGGGGGCUAAGCCAGACUCAUCUAUCCUGAAGCCCGAGCUCCUGUUGGCCAUCGAGAAGCUCUCGUGAAAUAAAAGCAGGGUUGGCUUCAGCCCUCAUGGGUCUGUCUCCUGCUUCCUCCACCUCUGCUCACGUCCUCAUUCUCCCUCCACUUCAAGGCCUCCCAGCCUCCUCUGGACUGCCCAGCCCAUGGGCAAGGGAGAGCCACUGGUUGGCCUGUGACCGCCACUGAGGACUUUCAAGCAACAGCUGCUGUGCUGUCCUUGGUAGCAUUCUCUAGCUGCUAUUUAACCUAAUUAACGGAACUCGAGGCAUGACAGACCCGGGCACUUCCCUGGAUAGGAAUAGGCCUGCCGCUUGGGUCCAGGCCCCAUGGCUGGCCCUGAGGCUGUCCUGUGGAACUGCUGGUGAUAGUGGCAUAAGAUAGAGAUGCUGGGCCUGGGCAGAGUUCUGUAACACUAAGUUAUGAAUCCAAAUAAACAGGCUGUUUGACUAGUC
Messenger RNA from Myotis davidii, 1820 nucleotides. It is a transcript of the gene UBXN6, whose product is annotated as UBX domain protein 6. Gene Ontology annotation, cellular component: cytoplasm. The record is from RefSeq and is a predicted model, not a curated record. Gene Ontology annotation, molecular function: protein binding. NCBI's taxonomy places the organism in Eukaryota, Metazoa, Chordata, Mammalia, Chiroptera, Vespertilionidae. The transcript is spliced from 10 exons. The coding region runs from base 30 to 1391 and encodes 453 amino acids.